AUGACAGACGAGCCAGAAGAAGACAAUUCGACUCAAAUCUCAAAAUGGCUUGUGGGUCAGAUUCUGGAAGAAGUUGUUCCAGACUCUCAUGGCCCUACAGAAGGCUGGGUCGGCGAACCAGAGGAAGAACCCGAGGAAGAUCAAGAACCAGAAGAAGUCGAGCAAGAAAUUGAGGGACCAGCAAAUGCAGAAAAUGACAAGAAUGAUGGAAAAUCUGAAAGGGAGUCACCUAUUAAUAUUUACUCCUUGUCAAACGCAGCCGACUUGAUGGUUGAUUCUGUUUUGAGCCAUGUCGCGCAGAAUCUCAAUAAUAACAGGGCGAUUUCUCCGUUUCCAAAUGUCACAGUCGAGGAUAGCGGCUCAUCUCGCCCAACCACCGGAAAACGAACACCAGUUCCUACAGUCCUCAAACAGGAAUCAACAAGCAGUGAGGAAAUUUCCUACCAAAGUCAAGAAAAUGGCGAAGAAAUCAAUGUCGGAGACUCUCUCGAUCUGCAAGAAACGGAUGUCACAGAAGUCGAUACAUCAGAUUCGGAAAUUCUCCCAAAUGUCUCCGGUGCGAUGGACAAAAAUAAAAGGCGAAUGAGCACUGUUAUCUCACUCGACAAAAUCGAGGAGAAUUUGGAAAAUGACGACGGAAUCGAAGAUAUUCUAAGCGAUGAAACAGACGAUGGAACAGACAGCGAUUCUAGCGUGGAAAUGAGAAAGCCUCUCAACCGACCGCGCUCAGCAUCUUUGGCGAAGCUUCGAGAUGAGUCCAUGGCAAAAAUCGACCCGAUAAGAGGAUCUCCUCCUGGUGACAAGCCGCCGGAACCGCUCUCUGAUCGGGAUUUGUCACAACAUCUUGGGCCAGGCAGAAAUCUGAAUGUCUGGAUUGGAACUUGGAAUUUAGGACUUUCUACAGAUGUCGAUCUGGUGCAACUUCAAAACUUUUUAAAUGUCCAGAGUUCCACUCGCAAAGAUGUUUACAUAUUCGGCUGUCAGGAAAUCAACUCCGAGUCUGUCUACACAUGGGAAGUGCAGCUUCAGAAGUGCGUCGGCAAAAAGUACAUACUCCUCCAUGCCGUCAGAUUCGGCACCAUUCAUCUGUCCAUAUUUGUUCGGCACGAGCUUCAGACCAAGUGUUCGACAAUUGAUUGGGGAGUGCUUUCAGUUCGCGCGAUGAGUCAAAUCAAGACGAAGGGAGUUGCUGCUUGUGCGCUGCAAAUCUUCGGCACCAAGUUCUUAUUUAUGAACAGCCAUUUUAAGGCAGGAGAAACGCAGAACAGCUUGGAAGGAAGGGUCAGAAACUAUCGGACGAUCCGAAGCAAGUUGAGAUUAAGGCGCUCUAGAACUCAAUUAAAAGGUCCAAAUAAUGCUUUAACAAUUGUGCAAGAAAAGUAUGAUGUAAAUUUUGACGACUACGACUGUAUAUUUUGGUUUGGCGAUCUCAACUUCAGGAGGAACCCAGAAUCGGGAGAAGAUGAGCUCCGUGCUUGUAUAAAACGCUCGCUUUGCUUCGAAGAUUUCCUCGAACAGCCGAUUCAAUUCGACCCGACUUACAAGUUCCAGCCAAAUACUCAGAUCUACGACCUCAGUAGGUCGCUUCGCUGCCCUAGCCAUACAGAUCGAAUCUUGUAUCUAAAUCGUGUGCCGAUCUCUCCCGUCUACUACAACAGCUAUCCAGAACUAAACCACUCGGACCAUCGACCAGUGGCUGCAAUUUUCCAAGUUCAAGUUUCGCCAGUUACGCCUAAAAACGCACCGUUGUCCGUGAACAACGGCGAAUUCGUGGUCAGCGUCUUCAAAGCCGCUUUUUAUACGCCGCAGAUGGAUAAUUUGAAAUCUUCAACUACCUCCGGCACUGCCUCCAAACUCGGUGGUCCUUCCAAAGUCUGUACCAUACUCUGA
This is a messenger RNA of Oikopleura dioica, 1890 nucleotides long. Lineage: Eukaryota; Metazoa; Chordata; Appendicularia; Copelata; Oikopleuridae. The record is from the annotation of a GenBank genome assembly.